AUGGCACGUACUAAGCAGACGGCACGUAAAUCAACAGGAGGAAAAGCUCCAAGAAAGCAGUUGGCAACGAAAGCUGCCCGUAAGUCGGCGCCUUCGACCGGAGGUGUCAAGAAACCCCAUCGUUACCGGCCGGGUACCGUCGCUCUCCGUGAGAUCAGGCGAUACCAAAAAUCCACCGAGUUAUUGAUCCGAAAACUGCCGUUCCAGCGUUUAGUGCGUGAAAUCGCUCAAGAUUUCAAGACAGAUCUGCGCUUCCAGAGCGCAGCCGUUGGUGCUCUACAAGAAGCCAGCGAGGCGUACUUGGUGGGUUUGUUUGAAGAUACUAACCUGUGCGCUAUCCACGCAAAACGAGUGACAAUCAUGCCAAAAGAUAUCCAAUUGGCAAGACGCAUCCGAGGUGAACGGGCCUAA
This is a messenger RNA of Echinostoma caproni, 411 nucleotides long. NCBI's taxonomy places the organism in Eukaryota, Metazoa, Platyhelminthes, Trematoda, Plagiorchiida, Echinostomatidae. The record is from the annotation of a GenBank genome assembly.